AGCUGGCUACCAGUGCUUUAAAGGACACGUGUGCCUGUCUGCACGCUUCUGGACUGAGAGACAGCACUCCAAUGAUGGCACAGGGCUACUGGUUGAAGCUGGCCUUGAGAUCAUGAAGGCCUCUUUCGCCCUUAUUCUCCCUCUACUCCUAUCCCUCAGCAAUGCCCAGGUACCCCACUGGGGUACCUGUCCAGAGCCACCUCUCCAGCCAAACUUUGUCUUAAAACAGUUCCUUGGGACAUGGUAUGAAGUUGCGAAACUGCCAGCUCAGUAUGAGAAAGGGAGGUGCAUUGAGACAAACCUGACAAUGAAUGCAGACGGGACCAUUAAAGUAUCCAGCUCAGAAAUACGGAAAGGACAGUUGAAGACUAUGGAGGGGACUGGUAUCGUAGAGGACAUUAAUCAGCCAGCCAAACUGGGAAUCAGCUUCUCUUUCCUCGCACCUUACUCCCCGUACUGGAUUAUAUCAACUGAUUAUGACAAAUCGGCGCUGGUGUACUCCUGCACUGACAUCCUGAGGCUUUUUCACGUCGACUUCGCCUGGAUCCUGGGCCGCACGCGCACCCUUCCAGCAGACACCAUCAACAGAGCAAAAGACAUUUUUACCAAAAGCAACAUUGAUGUCACCAGAAUGAUUUCAUCUAAACAACAGGGCUGUGACAAAGAGUUUUGAAUGACUAAAAUGCAAAAAUGUCAAAUAGUUUAAAGACAAAUCACAAAAAACCUUUUAUUAUUGGUUAUUUGAGGGUCCGUCUGGAUGACAAACAUGCAAUUCAGUCAUCUAUUC
Conger conger (European conger) is the source of this 787-nucleotide messenger RNA. RefSeq names its product apolipoprotein D-like. The transcript is spliced from 5 exons. The record is from RefSeq and is a predicted model, not a curated record. Gene Ontology annotation, biological process: lipid transport; tissue regeneration; brain development. Gene Ontology annotation, molecular function: lipid binding. The coding region runs from base 113 to 673 and encodes 186 amino acids. Lineage: Eukaryota; Metazoa; Chordata; Actinopteri; Anguilliformes; Congridae.